UAUGAUUAUUAUUAGUAUUAUUAUUAUUGAGCCUAUAAUUAUCAUAAUUGCCCGGUUUAUUUAAUAUUAGUUUAAAUGGAAGAAGGGAAUCAAAUAAAGUGAUAAGUGACACCUCUUUGUGGUUCAGUGUUUACAACAGAAAGCUAAGCUCCUGCUAAUCUGCCUGACAGUCUACCGUCGCUGUCUGUGGACUAAUAAUCGCCAUGUGGCCCUGAGGUCAGUCAUGUGGUCCCUAGGCGGCGCAGCGUGAUGCUGUAACCGGAGAGCAGGGACCAUCACGCCGGGGAGACCAGGAAGUUUCACCGGGGGGCUGUCGGUCGGAAAGAGCAAGUCUCACACGCCGUUUGUUUGUCAGUAUGACAGGUUUGUGAAUCAUGGACAAUGAUGAUUACCAUGAGCAGCUCCAGAGGGACGCCCAGUUCCUGUGCUCAGAUCAGAGGAUGGACACUGAGCUGGUUGACAGUCUGGUGCUGCAGCUGAACAGGAUUUACCCACAGAUACUCAGUGACAAGGAAGCCCAAAGGUUCAGGAACCUGAGUGUGCCCACCAAAGUGCGAUUAGCUGAGUUGUUAAAACACCUGUAUGGAAAGGGUGAGGAAGCAUGUCAGGAAUUCUACAGAGGACUUCACAUUCAUGCUGAGGACAUCUACUCUAGCCUGCCCACCAGAGUCACACAAAGAGAGAUGGCCGAUUCAAAAUGGACGAACACUGUGGAAAUCAUCCCUGCGCGAUAUGCUCUUAAUGACAGAGGACCAAUGUUCUUCCUGAGCUGUUUCAGUUUUGUAGCUGGCAUUGCAGUGCUCUACUAUUACGGAGAGGGUGAAACAUUGAGAAGCACUCAUCCGUUUCUUCACUGCUCUGCAGCAAGACUUAGCAAAGGCGCUAAAGAUGUUUUCAUUUCCUAAGCGGAGGUUGGAAAGUUAAAUAAGGCUGUUAAGGCGAUGCAAUGCCUAAGAAGUAGCCCUGUGAGAGGAACAAGCCGUGAAAUUUGCCUCUUUGCUGUGCCAAACUCAUAUACACGUAGAGAGCUAAAAAUUGCACGCAUUUGUAAGCACUAAUUGACUUUGUUUUUUAAUCUGAAGCUUUGAUGACAUUAACGUGAGUCAUUCUUUGUUGAAUUCCCACAAAUGACAACAGUUUCCAAGAAAAAAAUGGUUAUUGUUCUACCAUAAUACUUGUAUGUAUGAGUCUUGAAUUUAUUGUGUGUACAGACCAAUGAUAAUUCCAAUCCCAUUUUCAGCUAAAAUUAAACGCAAUAUUAACUGCACAGUCACACAGAUGUUCUCAGUCACUCCAGCUGAUUAGACCUGUGUUCAGGGUAAAGCUGGGUGGAGCUGUGCUGAGAAUUACAUGAUGUCACUAAAGUCUACACCCAUCAGCCAAAAAAUUAAAAACAUUGACAGAUGCAAUGAGUAACACUGAUCAUCUUGUUACAAUGUAAUGUACUGCUGGGAAACCUUGGCUCUUGGAAAUUAUGUGGAUGCCACCUGCCACGCUACACCCACCCAAACCCUGUUGUAGAUCUGAUACAUCCCCUCAUGGCAACCGCACUGUGCGAUGGCAGUGGCCCCCACCAGCAGGACAGCGGGCAAUGUCACACAGCAAAAACUGAUGGCCUGAGAGGGGCGACCACUAGCUCUCGAUCUAGCAUCUGUGGGGCGUGCUGGUGCCCAUCGCAACCACCAAGACUCAGAGCUUCCACCACCAUCACACCCAGUGCCAAGACAAGUCAGAGCCAAGUCCAAUCCAAGGAGGCUCCACCGUGGACCGGGGAUACCUCUGGGGUACAGGCAUGUCCCACGGAUGCUCGAUCAGAUUGGGAUCAGAGAAGUUUGGAGGCAGGGUCAGCGACUUAAGCUCUUUGUCACAUUCCUUGGACCAUUCCUGAGGAGUUUUUGCAGUGUGACAUGGUGCAUUGUCCAGCUGGGGGGGGGGCACUAACAUCAAGGAGUAGCAUUGACAUAACGGGGUGUACUUGGUCUGUAACGAUGUUUGAGUGGGUGGAGCAUGUCGGUAGCAUGCACAUGAAUGCCUUGACCAAAGGUGUCCCACAUUGCAUUGUAACAAGAUGAUCAAACUUUUCACUUCAUCUGUCAGUGCUUCUGAUUGGCUGAUACGUGUAUGUGCCAAUACAAAUGAUAAAGCUUAAAGGUCCAGUGUGUAGGAUUAAGGGAAAUAUAUUGGAAGAAAUGGAAGAGAAUAUUAAUAACUAUUUUCUAGGGCUGCCCGUUGAAAGUCAGAGAUUUGAAUAAUCAGUCUGAGAUCCAUGUCAACUGGGAUUCUUUAAGUAGAGCAGUUGCUUUUUUGUUGUUGUUGCUGCAGAGUGAUUGCUCUUGACUUUCACACUACUCUUUGGUGCAAGCACCUACUGACAUUAAGGCAGCGGCACAGUGGGAAAGAUAGACUGCACCAUAAGGUGAAGAAGUGGUGAAUUUAUAGCUCACCGCAAGUUAAUACGAUACAGUC
This is a messenger RNA of Plectropomus leopardus (leopard coralgrouper), 2466 nucleotides long. The record is from RefSeq and is a predicted model, not a curated record. NCBI's taxonomy places the organism in Eukaryota, Metazoa, Chordata, Actinopteri, Perciformes, Serranidae.